AUGAGCAAUCCAUGCGAAUGCUGCCACAGAAAGCUGAGGUUCAUAAGACAGUUGUGCUGUGCUGGGAUGAAAACUGCCUCUGAUGUGAAAACACCAAACAGUCACUAUGUUGGUAAUUCGAGCAGUUCACGUCAUGGCACUACUCAGUUGUCAUCGGGUGAAGGAUCAGAUUCAGAUGGAUGCCCAAAGGAAAUCUCAUGCCAUUAUUGUGAAUCAGCAAAGAAGGCUGCAUUAUCUUAUACUUCUGAUGAAUUUUCGGGGCGUUGCUAUCUUACGGAAGAACAGGAGGUGAAAAUACCACUUGUAAGCAGAAUGCGACCUGAAAUCCCAGUGCUUGUUGUAGUGAUGAAGAAGACCAAUGUAAAACCAUAUGGUAAUCUGGUUAUACGCAAGGAUUAUGCGCUUCAGUACUUGCCAUGUGAAGAUACAAAUAUCAUACUCCAAGUGCCUAUGAAAAAAACUACCUGGAAAUGCAAAUUGCAAGUCAGGUCAUCUGGCGUGUCUGAUGCAGGUCGGCGCAACCUUUAUUUGGGUAAAUUUGUCAGGGACAAUCAUGUCAGAGAGGGUGAUAUCUGGCUCUUUCAACCAAUGGAAAAUGUUAAGAACGGAAGAUUCAUGAUGAGAGUCCAUCUCCUUCACAAAGCGAGCAUUGAUCAUUUCCCUGAUAGAAGAACUGGCAUUGGCUCAAAUUAUGGAAGGACAAGCGCAAAUGUCACUGGUGUUAACGAGCAACCACCGACUGAUGGUGAAGAGAUCUCCUCUUCAGACCAUGAAGAGCAUGGAACCUCUGAGAGUUCUGAAGUAGCUUCUGAUCCUCCUUUCAUUCUGCCAGGCAGAAUUCGUCUAACACCAGCGCAGGAGAAGAAAGUGUUGGAAAAAGUUGAAGAAAUUGAGAGAGAACUACCCAUUUACGUUGCGAUCAUGAACAAGAUAAAUGUCUGUCGCCGCAAUACCUCUCCCAUCUUAAACUUUGGUGUACGGUACGCUACCACAUAUCUUGAAAAGAAGCACGCUACUGGGCAUCAUGGAAAGGAGGGUGUCAUCAGUUUGGUGCUUCAGCGUGACCGGAAGAGGGGGACGUGGGCCACUGAGAUGCGAUGGUCUACCCACCGCACGGGCCCUCAGCUGAGGGUUGUCAAAGGAUGGCCCUCGUUCUCCCGUGCCAACCACCUGCGGGAGGGGGACCUCUGCCUCUUCAAGCUGAUGAACAAUGAGGAGCUGCUCAAGAUGGUGGUCUACAUCAUUCGCCGUGAGAAAUGUUAG
Lolium rigidum is the source of this 1263-nucleotide messenger RNA. RefSeq names its product B3 domain-containing protein Os03g0619600-like. The coding region runs from base 1 to 1263 and encodes 420 amino acids. Gene Ontology annotation, molecular function: DNA binding. The record is from RefSeq and is a predicted model, not a curated record. NCBI's taxonomy places the organism in Eukaryota, Viridiplantae, Streptophyta, Magnoliopsida, Poales, Poaceae. The transcript is spliced from 6 exons.